Molecule: messenger RNA, 1104 nt
Organism: Sciurus carolinensis (gray squirrel)
Lineage: Eukaryota; Metazoa; Chordata; Mammalia; Rodentia; Sciuridae
Gene: Mpg
Product: N-methylpurine DNA glycosylase
Exons: 4
Coding region: 37-1032 (331 amino acids)
Biological process (GO): base-excision repair
Molecular function (GO): alkylbase DNA N-glycosylase activity; DNA binding
Source: RefSeq, a predicted model, not a curated record
UCCGGGUGGCCACGGGGCGCAGGUCCAAAUGAGCUGAUGCGGGCGCGCGGCGGGUCCCGGAUACCUGCGUACCUCGCGGCGGCGAGGCUGGAACCCAUGAGAAAGCCAGAGAGUGCGCCCGCGGGCCCCGAUGGGGCCUCUGUUACCUGGACGAGCCCGCCGCCCAAGAGCCCCCAAGUGACCGGAUGCCGUGGGGCCGGCCAGAGGCCAAAGCGGCUUUCCCGAAGGAUGGGGCAAAAAAAGCAGCGACUAACAGAGGCAGAGCUGCAGCAGAGCCCACUGGACACAACCCAGACGCCUUCCCCAAAGGACCCCCGCUUGAGACCAACCUCUGCCCUGGGCCCCCAGCGCAGCAUCUAUUUCUCCAGCCCACAGGGCCACCCUGCCCGGCUGGGGACAGAGUUUUUUGACCAGCCAGCCGUCCCCCUGGCCCGCGCCUUUCUGGGACAGGUCCUUGUCCGGCGACUUCCUGAUGGCACAGAGCUCCGAGGCCGCAUUGUGGAGACCGAGGCAUACUUGGGACCAGAGGAUGAAGCUGCCCACUCAAGGGGUGGCCGGCAGACCCCCCGCAACCGCGGCAUGUUCAUGAAACCUGGGACCCUGUAUGUGUACAUUAUCUAUGGCAUGUACUUCUGCAUGAACGUCUCCAGCCAAGGGGAUGGUGCUUGUGUCCUACUGCGAGCACUUGAGCCCCUUGGGGGCCUGGAGACUAUGCGCCAGCUUCGCAGCAACCUCCGGAAAGGCACCCUUAGCCGCACUCUCAAGGACCGUGAGCUCUGUAAUGGCCCCUCCAAGCUGUGCCAGGCCCUGGCUAUUGAUAAGAGCUUUGACCAGCGGGACCUGGCCCAGGAUGAGGCCAUGUGGCUGGAGAGUGGUCUUCCAGGGCCCAGUAGGCCAGCUGUGGUGGCAGCAGCCCGUGUGGGCAUCAGCUAUGCAGGGGAGUGGACCCAGAAGCCCCUGCGCUUCUACUUCCAGGGCAGCCCAUGGGUGAGUGUGGUGGACAGAGCAGCUGAGCAGGACACACAGGCCUGAGCAAAAAGCCCAUUCAGACAGGCAUUUUAAUUGUUUAAAAACCAAAUAAAUGCUUUUACUUUGCUGUUUGUC